AUGUGGCAGAGCUGUACAGAAUUUGCCUCCUUCCCAACAACGGAUGCUGUCGGUGGAGACACUAUUUUUGGUUCACUAGUCUCACUGAGCUUUUACGCCGACAUCUGUCGUGACGUCUUUGGUGAGAACUACGACAUCCAAUAUAUAGAGAAGGCUGUUCAAUCCACGAUAGAACGUUAUGGUGGAGCCGACGGAUACAAGGGCACGAACGUCGUGAUUCCUAAUGGUGCGCUCGAUCCGUGGAGUUUAUUGAGCAAAAGCACAACGAAGGAUCCUUCAGUUGUCCCGUAUCGUGUUAAGGGUGGUACUCAUUGCGAAGAUAUGUUUCCCCCUCUGAGAGGGCCAGUACGUGAAGAGCUUCAAGUGCUUUAUAAGCUCAUCUCUCAAAAUAUUGACAACUGGAUUUCAAAUAUUCCUAGUCCGUUCCAUAUUCCCCAUACUGAGAACAAAAUGCCGGAAAAGCCAUGGACGAGACCUGAGAUAAUGCAUCCCAUCGAACGACUGAAGAAUCCUUUCAAACCUGCACGACGACAGGAUGCGUUACGGACUUUCAUCACUCCUAAGUCUCGUAAACGCAAUGCACGCUACAAAAUACACCUGGGAAGGCCUCAAUCCGGACUCCUUCCGGAACCAGAAAUGGUUAAUUAG
Molecule: messenger RNA, 648 nt
Organism: Cooperia oncophora
Lineage: Eukaryota; Metazoa; Nematoda; Chromadorea; Rhabditida; Trichostrongylidae
Source: the annotation of a GenBank genome assembly